UGCCCACCCCCUCAUGGGGCAGUGCUGGACUAAGGUAUGUAGUCAAGAAAACAAUGAUAUCCCUCCCACUUUUGAUCUUGCUGGUGGAAACAUUUGCCUUGUGACAUCAAUGGACAAGUGGGAACAAAAGAUGUCUGAAGCCAAUGACAGUGGCAAGAUCGCGGUGGUAAAUUUCAGUGCGUCAUGGUGUAACCCAUGUAGAGCAGCAGCACCAGGAUAUCAUGAACUUGCUGAUAAAUACACUUCAAUGAUAUUUCUAACCGUGGACGUGGAUGAGUUAGCUGAGUUGAGUACUUCGUGGGACAUAAAAGCUACUCCAACAUUCAUCUUCUUUAGAGAUGGCCGUCAAGUGGACAAACUAGUAGGCGUCAAAAAGCAAGAGCUCCAACAGAAGUUGAUGAAUCUCGCAGAGUCUACAAGGUCCCCAGGAUGAUAAUACUGUUGCUUCGCUGCAGUGUCCGAAAAUGCUAUUCUAAAACUCUGGUUUUGUCACGUUAAUUUUGCCAUUUACUGCUGGUGUAACAAUAUUCUUACGUGUUUCUAUGUAUAUUAAGCCAAGUAAGGAAGUAAAAUUUGCAGCUUGGAAAA
Messenger RNA from Solanum verrucosum, 588 nucleotides. Its product is annotated as thioredoxin H4-1-like. The transcript is spliced from 4 exons. Lineage: Eukaryota; Viridiplantae; Streptophyta; Magnoliopsida; Solanales; Solanaceae. The record is from RefSeq and is a predicted model, not a curated record. The coding region runs from base 14 to 433 and encodes 139 amino acids.